CUGUCAAGUUUGUUUUUAUUUUUGUUUCAAAAUCAAUUUCGCCAACCUAUUUUCACAGCUGAAUUUGGCCAGUGGCCACUUGAAAAUUAACAAGCCGGAAAGCGCUAAUCCGAAAUCCAACGGAGGAUCCGCCAGUAGUAGGAGAAUAUUGUGCAGAGUUCACAGAUUGUGGAGGAUUCUCCAGAGGAUACGAACAACUUUUUCACACAGAGCGACGUUUUGCGGCAGGAACGGCGCCGGAAGCCGGACAAACCGGACGAUUUUGUGACGUACGAGGAUUCGGACUCGGAGGAGGAAACACCAACCCAGCAGCACCAGGUCCUGAGCACAUCGUUUAAUUUUGUUGAUUACGUGCGCAGCCGGGAGUCGGACCUGACCGAGGAGCGGAACGUAGACCCGUCCUACACCAGUCGGCACAUUUUGACGCACGACAUGUUCAAGGAAACGCCGCGCAAUGGCUCAGCAAUCGGCAGGUCGUGUUCGGAACCAAGUGCAACAAGCUGAUGGUGUACGACGUAAACACCCGCAAGGUGGACGCAAUCCCGACGUUGCCCAACAGCCGCGGCACCAGUCCGGACACGCAGUCGGGGAUCCACGCGUGCCAGAUCAACCCGAGCAACAGUAUGCUGGCGAUGGAAGCGCGCCACUCGGCCGACAUUGCCAUCUACCGGCUGCCGACGAUCGAUCCGCUGUGCAAACCGUCACACUCUAAAGAACGCAACCAACUUCGAUUGUGCCCAGGGUACAAUCCUGAGGAUGCACGCGAUGCACGAGAACAAAGAGGACAGACGAUGCUGGCAACUUCCGGUUACCGUUCAUGGUGAAGUGAUUUCAUUAUGUACUUCAUGAAUUGCCAUGAACGCCACAGAAGCCGUGCGUUAUUAAGAUCUGAAAUCGUACUGCAGGACGUGGCCAAUUUAGACGAAAUAAGUUUCCGUCCUGGCAGAUUGCUUU
Messenger RNA from Culex quinquefasciatus (southern house mosquito), 954 nucleotides. RefSeq names its product DDB1- and CUL4-associated factor 12-B. Lineage: Eukaryota; Metazoa; Arthropoda; Insecta; Diptera; Culicidae. Bases 504 to 824 code for a protein of 106 amino acids. The transcript is spliced from 2 exons. The record is from RefSeq and is a predicted model, not a curated record.